UGUCGACCAACAAAGUAGUCGCCAGUCCAAAACUCGUCGAGUGACGGUACAACACUCACUGAUAUAUCACUUGUGAAUUGAGAGGAAGAGGAGAAUAUUCACAUUGAUUUGUCCACACGAGGAGAAGAGAGGAAAACAGGUCCCUCCAAGACACCGCAGAGAACUGGUCAACGGUUGUGCUACCAGAGUGCGAGGUGAAGUCCGCAGUUUUCAUUUCUCGUUCCACCAGGGGCCCAAGGCAACCAGAUAGACGUCCGUGAGAGCCAGCAUUAGUAGUGAGCUAGGAAAAAUAAAAAAAACCAUCCAGGGUCAUGGCUGUUAAAGAGUGGUUCAGACGACUUCAACCUGUUCAACUGUACCUAGUUCUCUUCUUCACAACAGCUUUUUUCAUCGUUGAAAUAAUAGCAAGUCAUGUAACACACUCGCUUACCCUGUUGUUGAAUGCCUAUCACAUGCUCUGCAACAUAGUAGCUCUACUCGGGUGCAUCGUAUCACUGAAGUAUGGAAGCCAGGAGCAGUGUCGAACGGAAGAAAAGGCCGGCUUCAGGGGUAGCUCUACUCUUGCUGUCUGCGAGGACAGGGGAUCCUCCAAGUCAUUGCCGACAGAUCCAAAGCAGCAAGUGAGCCCUGACAACAGAAUGAAGAACACAUUUGGCUGGGCGAGAAUUGAUAUUCUCACGAUGAUGGUAUGUGGUGUGUUUCUGGCGUCCUUCUGUUUCACACUUCUCCUAGAAGCUGUCCUCACACUCGGUCAUAUAGGACAUCUCGAUCAAAUGCAUUUGCCGGUGAUCGUGAUGGGAAUUGGCGCUAGUGGAAUUAUCCUCAACCUAUUUUGCUAUCUCAUCAUUGGAGGAUAUACUUUCAAUCAGAGCCUCUAUCUGCAUGUUACCAAAGAUGGAAGUAUCGUUCUUCAAAGAGAUGUAGCCGAUGGUGAACAAAAACUGGCCCCCACCAGAAGGAGUCCAAUCGCGAUGCCGAAGAGUCGAAGACUGAUGGAAAUCACUCGAGAUGUUUUUCCAUGUGUUCUCGUUGUUGUUGCUUCAGUACUAGUUCACUUCACAUACGAGGAAAGCACAACGACACCGGGCAAACCGAGUGAGCACGAUAUAUCGAAAUAUUUCGAUCCAGCUAUUGCCAUUAUCUCAGCGAUUUUCUUGUUCACACUCAGUUACCCCUACUUGAGAGACUCUUGUCUGAUACUUCUGCAGACAAUUCCGAAUCACAUAAACAUUGAUUCACUCCAGAAAGAAUUGCUCGCUGCAUUCCCGGGGAUCGUGAAUGUCCAUGAUUUUCAUGUCUGGCAUCUUGCUGGCACCAAAGUUGUUUCCACGGUUCAUAUAACGUUUUUAAAUCCUAAGGUUUACGCAACAAUAACGGACCAAGUAACUGCGUUUUUCGUGGAGAUGGGAAUAACACAAGUGACGAUACAGCCGGAGUUUCACAAGUCAAAUGUUGACAAGACAGACUGCCUCAUUCGCUGUCGAGGAAGACUCUGCAUCCAGUCUCAAUGUUGUAAAGGUGAAGAUGUUCUUGAAGAAAUCAUCUCAUCUAAUUCUGAACGAGAACUACAAACGGAUAACAAAAGUUACUUGAAGAAGGAAAUCAUACCCGUUUCUUCGGAAGUUGAUUUACGAAGAUUCACCCUCAAUAAAAGUGAUGACGAAAAAAGUUUCGAGGAAAUUAAUGUCCAAGUGGAUGUUGACGUGUCUCCUGAGUACAGCAACAGCACCGAUGAAGAAAUCAUUGCGGAGGUGAUACCAGGGGAUCCUGAGACAUUCUGAUUUUCCAUAUACUGAACUUCAUUCGAUUUUAUGUAUUUGUAACAAGAAGACUGUAUGUUAGUAUUAAGGAAAAACCUUUUGAAACUACGGUAAUGACAGACGAACAAAAAUGACGAUCAAAAUGAUUGGAACAACAGCAUUUACUGUAAAUAAUGGUUAAAGACUUAUUGAUUUUG
This is a messenger RNA of Diachasmimorpha longicaudata, 1957 nucleotides long. It is a transcript of the gene ZnT77C, whose product is annotated as proton-coupled zinc antiporter SLC30A1. Gene Ontology annotation, cellular component: membrane. Gene Ontology annotation, molecular function: zinc ion transmembrane transporter activity. Bases 312 to 1781 code for a protein of 489 amino acids. Gene Ontology annotation, biological process: intracellular zinc ion homeostasis; zinc ion transmembrane transport; detoxification of zinc ion. The record is from RefSeq and is a predicted model, not a curated record. Lineage: Eukaryota; Metazoa; Arthropoda; Insecta; Hymenoptera; Braconidae. The transcript is spliced from 8 exons.